Messenger RNA from Panthera uncia (snow leopard), 1763 nucleotides. RefSeq names its product free fatty acid receptor 1 (gene FFAR1). Bases 260 to 1222 code for a protein of 320 amino acids. NCBI's taxonomy places the organism in Eukaryota, Metazoa, Chordata, Mammalia, Carnivora, Felidae. The transcript has a single exon. Gene Ontology annotation, molecular function: bioactive lipid receptor activity. The record is from RefSeq and is a predicted model, not a curated record. Gene Ontology annotation, cellular component: plasma membrane. Gene Ontology annotation, biological process: positive regulation of cytosolic calcium ion concentration; positive regulation of insulin secretion; G protein-coupled receptor signaling pathway.
UUUAAGAGAGGAUACGGUGGGAAGAAAGCAGAGGACUGAGGGCUAGCGGUCCUCGCUCCUCACUCGGGCUCACCUGCUAACUGGAGCCGCUUCUCUCCGUGGGCCUCCCUCAUUGAGACAGUUGCUAUCCCACAGGACGGCUUCUAAUACCCUAGCAGUCUGUGAUCCCAGAAGCCCCCGAUCCCCCCAUCCCUCCACGGGCCUAGCCGAGGCUGGGGAGCGAGUGGAGGCCAGGAGCGUGGAGGCCAGCCCUGGCCCCAUGGACCUGCCCCCACAGCUCUCCUUCGCCCUCUACGUGGCCGCCUUUGCACUGGGCUUCCCACUCAACGCCCUGGCCAUUGGGGGCGCCGUGUCCCAUGCCCGGCUCCGCCUCACCCCCAGCCUUGUCUAUGCCCUCCACCUAGGCUGCUCUGACCUCCUGCUGGCAGCCUCUCUGCCCCUGAAGGCGGUGGAGGCCCUGGCCUUGGGCGCCUGGCCUCUGCCGGCCUCGCUCUGUCCUGCCUUUGCCCUGGCCCACUUCGCUCCGCUCUAUGCUGGCGGGGGCUUCCUGGCUGCCUUGAGUGUCGGCCGCUACCUGGGGGCUGCCUUCCCCUUGGGGUACCAAGCUGCCCGGAGGCCGCGUUAUUCCUGGGGUGUGUGUGUGGCCAUAUGGGCCCUUGUCCUCUGUCACCUGGGGCUGGUCUUUGGGUUGGAGGCUCCAGGAGGCUGGACGGACAAUACCAACAGCUCCCUGGGCGUCAACACGCCAGUGAACGGCUCUCCGGUCUGCCUGGAGGCCUGGGACCCGGCCUCAGCGGGCCCUGCUCGCCUCAGCCUUUCUCUCCUGCUCUUCUUCCUCCCCCUGACCAUCACAGCCUUCUGUUACGUGGGCUGCCUCCGGGCACUGGCCCGGUCAGGCCUGAGCCACAGACGGAAGCUGAGGGCGGCCUGGGUGGCCGGCGGGGCUCUGCUCACACUGCUGCUCUGCUUAGGGCCUUACAACGCCUCCAACGUGGCUGCCUUCCUGCACCCCGACACGGGCGGCCGCUGGCGGAAACUGGGGCUCAUCACGGGUGCCUGGAGUGUGGUGCUCAACCCGUUGGUGACUGGCUACCUGGGAGGGGGUGCCGGCCGGGCGACAAGUGUGGCGAGAACGAAAGGAGGGACAUCCCAGAAGCAGCAGCCGCCGCUGGAGAGAAGGGGCAUGGAGCAGGGGAGGCCGGCUGCUCUCGCAGGCCCCUGAUGGGGACUGCGCCGAAGGAACUGCAGGGCGGCCUUGCCUGGAAGCACCCUUGGAACCGCUUAUGGGAAGAACUGAGCCUGGCCGAAGACCGCAUCCCAGUGGAGGGAAGACGGAAGCCAGGGGCCAGGUCACAGGAGGAAGGUAAGCUUGCCUCCGCGUACAUCAGCGUGACUCCCCACCUCUGCCUGUCCCUCUUCUCCUCGCGCCCACCUGCCAAUGCUACAGAAAUUCUCUUCCAGUCUAGAGGAAAUGCCACACUGAUGGUACGUUCGGGGGGAUGCUGUUCCCCAAACAUCUCCUAGGAGAGAAUAUUUUAAUUUCUGGACAAGAGGAGAGGCAGGAGGCAAGAUACUGACACUGUUAUGCCGUUUUGCACUCACAAGAGGGCAGCACUGGAACUGUGAACAGGAAGUUGGUAGGAAAAGACGCUUCCGCAGGGAGAGAAAAUGCUAGCCACACCAAGAAGAGUCCCUAACAAAUAGAGUCCCUGAUAUGGGACAGUCACCAGGGCGAGUGUUUUACAAGUGUUGUCCCAUUUCAU